UUCAACCACGUGUACUGCGUUCAAGUGUUCCCUCCUUAAAAUCCUUUGUUAAGCAACAGCUGACUCCAACUGCCAUCAAAAGCCUUUGGAAAACAGCCAUUACCCACACGCAACUUGAUCUAACUCUUGCAGUCCAAAUAAUAACAACUUCUUGCUUCUUUAUGCUCCUAACUUGAAUCUUCCAAGUCUUCAUUCCAAGGUUGAGCACACAAGCAAAGCAGAGUGCAAGAAAGGAAAAAAGACACAGAAAAAAAAAGCAAGGAAAAGAGAAAGAAAUAAAAUAUUCCCUCCUCUACAGUAUAAUUAAGUUCCCAUUUCUGGAUGCCUCAAGAAAAUUGGAGAUACAACUAUUAUACAAGGUUUAGUUACGGCUCUUACAAAUAAACGAGAGAGGCAGAGAAGUAGACAAGGGGAGGGUGAGAGAUGUGUGCUUUGUGUAUUGUUCCUCUGCUUCCUACAAAGCCAAGACCCUCUGUGUUUGAGCAGAACAACCCUUUCUUCCCCUCCAGAAGAAAACCCAACAAGAGAAUUAGUCCUGUGGCAAGAUUAUUUGGGCCAUCGAUUUUUGAGGCCUCAAAGCUGAAGGUGUUGUUUGUAGGAGUUGAUGAGAAGAAGCAUCCAGCGAAGCUACCAAGGACUUAUACACUAACCCAUAGUGAUAUUACCGCUAGGCUUACUUUAGCCAUCUCACAGACAAUAAAUAAUUCUCAGUUGCAGGGGUGGUCAAACAAAUUGUACAGAGAUGAAGUGGUAGCAGAAUGGAAGAAAGUGAAGGGAAAAAUGUCUCUCCAUGUCCAUUGUCAUAUCAGCGGAGGCCAUUUUUUGUUAGAUUUAUGUGCAAGGCUCAGAUAUUACAUCUUCUGCAAAGAACUCCCUGUGGUGUUGAAGGCCUUUGUCCAUGGAGAUGGGAAUUUGUUGAACAGUUACCCAGAAUUGCAGGAAGCUUUGGUAUGGGUUUAUUUCCAUUCAAACAUUCCAGAAUUCAACAGGGUAGGGUGUUGGGGCCCAUUAAAGGAUGCUGGAGCACCUUCUUCUUCUGGGGUGUAUGAGGAUGGGCCCCAUGAAAGCAAGCAGCAGGCAACCCCAGCAAGUAAUUGGAACUUGCCCGAGCCAUGUAAUGAGAACUGCGAGUGUUGUUUCCCACCAAUGAGCUUAAUCCCUUGGUCACAAAAGCCCCUCAUAGCUACUGAAAGUAGUGGAGGGACCCGACAGAGCUUUCAACAAGCAGCUCCAAAACCCUAAAUCGUUGGUCCAUUUGUGCCUUGAUGCGUGAUAUUUGCCUCAUUGUUUUAUGUCAGAACUCAGAAGGUGGUGCUCAUGUAUAUAGCUGUGUAAACUGUGAUAUAUAUAUGUGUGUGUGUGAGAGAGAGAGAGAGGCUGAAAUUGCAUGCCUGAUGCCUCCCUUGCUAUUCAAUGAUUUGGGAGUAUGUUUAAUAUUUGUAUUUUUUUAAUAAUUUAAUUUAAAAAUUGAAUAGAAAUUAUAAAUACUUGUAAACAUUUA
Molecule: messenger RNA, 1501 nt
Organism: Hevea brasiliensis (rubber tree)
Lineage: Eukaryota; Viridiplantae; Streptophyta; Magnoliopsida; Malpighiales; Euphorbiaceae
Product: protein STAY-GREEN homolog, chloroplastic
Exons: 4
Coding region: 424-1242 (272 amino acids)
Source: RefSeq, a predicted model, not a curated record